AUGAAUGGUUGUAUGGGCAUUGGAAGAAAGGAGUCGAUAAACGUUAUAUUGAUUCUUAUAUAUACUUAUAUCUAUCUAGCUAGCGCUGUCAAAUUAUAUCUAUCUAUCUAUGAAGCACAAUCAAUUCAUUAUCUAUCACAGUAUUUUCAUAUCUAUCUAUCUAUCUAUCUAUCUAUCUAUCUAUCUAUGAAGCACAGACAAUUCAUUAUCUUUCACAGUAUUUUCAUAUCUAUCUAUCCAUAUAUCUAUCUAUCUAUCUAUCUAUCUAUCUAUCUCACUAGGACAGACAAAUUAUAUCUAUCUAUCUAUCUAUCUAUCUAUCUAUCUAUCUAUCUAUCUAUCUAUCUAUCUAUCUCACACAGUCAAAUUAUAUCUAUCUAUCUCACUAUCUUUCUAUCUAUCUAUGAAGCACAGUCACUUCAUUAUCUAUCUCAGUAUUUUCAUACCUAUCUACGAAUGUAUAUAUCUCAAUAUUUUCAUAUCUAUCUAGCCAGGACAGACAAAUUAUAUCUAUCUAUCUAUCUAUCUAUCUAUCUAUCUAUCUAUCUAUCUAUCUAUCUAUCUAUCUAUCUCUCUUCUGUCUAA
Messenger RNA from Acanthosepion pharaonis, 585 nucleotides. The record is from the annotation of a GenBank genome assembly. Lineage: Eukaryota; Metazoa; Mollusca; Cephalopoda; Sepiida; Sepiidae.